This is a messenger RNA of Bacillus rossius redtenbacheri, 3990 nucleotides long. Its product is annotated as aminopeptidase N-like. Lineage: Eukaryota; Metazoa; Arthropoda; Insecta; Phasmatodea; Bacillidae. Gene Ontology annotation, biological process: proteolysis; peptide catabolic process. The coding region runs from base 55 to 2880 and encodes 941 amino acids. Gene Ontology annotation, molecular function: peptide binding; metalloaminopeptidase activity; zinc ion binding. The record is from RefSeq and is a predicted model, not a curated record. Gene Ontology annotation, cellular component: cytoplasm. The transcript has 16 exons.
GUCCGUCGACCGCAGCCCCGCGCGGACUGCACCAGUGUCCACCCGCGGAGCAACAUGGACGCGCUGUCGGCGACGAGGCUGGUGCUGGUGGCCCUGGUGACGUCACUGCCGGGGUCUCUGGGGGACCGCCCCGUGCACAGGCUCCCGGGGACCGCCGUGCCUUCCCACUACAGGAUCAGCAUGGACACGCGCUUCCAAGAGGACAAUUUCACGUUCCACGGCGAGGAGUGGAUCGACUUCCAUGUGCUGGAGAUGACUAGCAACCUGACCCUCCACAGCAAAGGUCUUCACAUCGUCGAAGAUGAAGUGACGGUGUCUUCCUUGUCUCCAGGAAUGAACUACAGCGCGGGCGUCUUGGGGUCGGAGCUGUUCAACACGACUGCCGUGGAGGCGUCACGUGACCUCCUGACGGUGUCGCUGGAUGACUCGCUGAUGCCUGGCGGCACCUACCGCCUGCACCUGCGCUUUUCGGGCCGUCUGUCCUCCUCUCUCACCGGCUACUACAGGCAGUCCUACAUGGACCAGGAGGCCAACACCACCAGGUGGCUGGCCUCCACGACGUUCGAGCCCAGCGAGGCGCGGCGCGCCUUCCCCUGCUGGGACGAGCCGGGCCUGAGGGCCAGGUUCCAGGUGAGCCUGGCGCGGUCCGCCGAUCACUCGGCGCUGUCCAACAUGCCGCUGGCGAGCUCCGAGCCGAUGGAAGGGCGCCAGGGCUGGGUGUGGGACCACUUCGAGGAGUCGCCGCCCAUGCCCACCUACCUGGUGGCCUUCUACGUGGGGUCGCUGCGAGGCGGGGACCCCGCCCCGGGCCCCGGGACGCCGCUUCGGGUGUGGGCGAGGCCAGAGGUGGUCCCACGCACCGCCCUCGCCACCAGGAUGGGCGCCGACCUCCUGAGAGCGCUGGCCUCCUUGGCCGCCGUCGACAACCCUCUGCCCAAGCAGGACGUGCUCGCGCUGCCCGCCUUCGUCACCGACGCCCUCGAGAACUGGGGGCUCAUUUCCUUCCAGGAGAAGUACCUGCUACACCAACCAGGCAUCAGCUCGACCAGUAUCCAGGAGAAGUCUGCAUUCGUAAUGGCGCAUGAGCUGGCCCACAACUGGUUCGGGAACCUGGUCGGCAUAAAAUGGUGGUCGGACAUCUGGCUGAGCGAGGGCUUCGCCACAUACUACGCCGCGCUGGUGGUCGAUAGAGUGCGGCCCGAGUGGGACCAGCACACGAUGUUCGCGGGCAAGGCGCUGAUCAGGGUGCUGUCCCUGGACGCUCAGCGCAACUCCCACCCGCUCACGCUCGGCGUCACCAGGUCCGAGGAGCUGCAGAAGAUCUUCGACUCCAUCACCUACCUCAAAGGCUACUAUGUGCUGCGCAUGCUGAGCCACGCUCUGGGCGAGGGGACCUUCCAGCGGGGCACCACCAGGUACCUGAAGGUCCACAUGUUCGGCACGGCGGGCCAGGAGGACCUGUGGUCGCACCUGGACUCGCAGGCCCGCGAGGACGGCGUGGUGCUGCCCGCCAACGCCACCGUGGGUCAGAUCAUGGCGCCGUGGAGCCUCAGGGCGGGCUACCCUGUCCUCGCUGUGCUCAGGGACUACGACAACGACACGGCGACCGUCAGUCAGGAGCGGUUCCUGGACGAGGGCUCCGGCGCGCGCUCCGGCGGCGGCAAGGUGCGCCCCAGCAGCCGGCAGGGCUGGUGGGUGCCCGUCACCUCCACCACACGCGGCGCGCUGGGGUUCAACGACACCCGCCCCGUCGGCUGGCUGCGGCCCUCCGACACCCACAUCACGCUCCAGCAGCUGCCCGCCGACGAGUGGGUGCUGCUCAACGUGCGGGCCGCCGGCCUCUACCGCGUGCAGUACGACGAGCGCAACUGGCGGCUGCUGGCCAGACACCUGGACAGCGACCAGUUCCGCGACGUGCACGUGCUGAACCGCGUGCAGCUGCUCGACGACGCCCUGGAUCUGGCGCGCGCCGGCCAGCUCGCCUACCCGGUGGCCCUGGAGCUGCUGGCCUACCUGCUGCGCGAGGACCACGUGCUGCCGUGGAAGGCCGCCUUCGACAAUCUGUCCUACCUGUACCGCAUGCUGGGCGGCACCGAGACGGGCCCAGCCUUCGAGGGCUUCGUGCUGAGGCUGGUGACGGGGCGGUACGAGGAGCUGGGCUUCCGGACCAAGGCCGGCGAGUCCCCUCAGGCGCGGGAGCUGAGGAAGCAACUGCGGUGGUGGGCUUGCACUCUGGGUCACGAGGGCUGCGCGCGAUCCGCCCUCGAGCUGCUGGACUCGUGGGUCAGGGAGCCCCACCCAGACGACCGCAACCCCAUCGCCGCUGAACUGAGGGCGACGACCUACUGCACCGCGGCGGAGCGGGGCGGCCCCAGGCGCUGGCAGUUCCUGUGGGAGCGCCUCCAAGGGACCGGGUCGAGGACCGACGGCGCCAGCCUGCUGCAGGGCCUGGCCUGCUCCCGGGACCCCGCCUCGCUGCGCAGGCUGCUGGACUGGUCGCUGGACAGGAGUCCACGCAUGCGCCAGCAGGACAGCGCGGCGGUCUUCAGGGCCGUCGUGAAGACUGAGGUGGGCGCCGACGUGGGUCGGCAGUUCCUCCAGCAGCGCUUGGACGAUGUCGUGCAGGCUGUCGGGCUGAACCCUUUCUACGUCCCCACACUGCUUGAUGCGCUGUCUGCAGGGCUGAAGCAACCCGAACACAUCAAAGAACUGGAGGAGCUGGCGGGACGGCAGAGCUGGCGCUCCAACUCGGCGAGGCAGUCCGUGCGGCACGCCGUGGAGAGGGCGCGUUCCAACACGCAGUGGCUGAGCCACAACCUGCAGCCCAUCUCCAGCUGGCUCCAGGAACGCGCCCCUGGUGCUCCCUCACCCGCCCUCUAGCGCCCAGAGGAGCUGGUGGGACAUCAGAGCUGGCGCUCCAACUCGGCGAGGCAGUCCGUGCGGCACGCCGUGGAGAGGGCGCGUUCCAACACGCAGUGGCUGAGCCACAACCUGCAGCCCAUCUCCAGCUGGCUCCAGGAACGCGCCCCUGGUGCUCCCUCACCCGCCCUCUAGCGCCCAGAGGAGCUGGUGGAGCAUCAGAGCUGGCGCUCCAACUCGGCGAGGCAGUCCGUGCGGCAAGCCGUGGAGAGGGCGCGUUCUAACACGCAGUGGCUGAGCCACAACAUGCAGCCCAUAUCCAGCUGGCUUUUGGCGCGUGUGUCUCUACUGGUCCUUGGUGCUCCCUUGCCCACCCUCAAGUGAUUCAAGUAUCUGGCCCAGAGGAGGGCUCAAGAUCAAAAUGACUGCAACGGUAACUUAUCCAAAUAACGCCCUAGCUGGAUGGAGUCUCAUGCCAGCUUACCCAAUGUUUUCUGAUAGCUAAACAAAACUAGGUGUUGUGACCGUACCAGAUGUACAUGGUUCUGUUUAUAAAACUAUGGUCUAAUGUAAUGGUUUCUUUUUUAGGUUGUUGUUUUCCUGUUAACUGAAAGUCGUACACGGGGUUGUGUAUUUUCGACUUAUAAAAAUACCUUUCAUUGCUGUAAGAAUACCUAAACAAAAUUUUCAUAGAAUAUUUAUUUUUCUCGUCACGAAAAAAUAAUUUUGGACAAAGCCUGCGUUGUGUUUUUGCUUUUUACAUGUUUAAUAAAAGGAUUUUUUGUAAAUGUUGUUAUAAAAAAACCUUGUGCAUUUCGCUUAUCUUACAUAUAUUAUUAAACUGGUCUAAGGAUAAAUGUGUAUACUACUUCCAGUGACUCUGUUCCUACUCCAAGGCUACUGAAGUUUUGGCUUCUGGGACAAAAGCUGUUCAGUGUCCCUGCUGAAGAUGUUCUAGUGCUUCAGCAGCCACAGGUGGACAUUCUGAUUGCUGGGAAUGUGGCAGUCUUAACCUCUAUUUUCAUCUUGAGCGAAAUAUAACCUCCAAAUUGUUCAAGGAAUUUAAUAUUAUUUAAUGUAUAAAAAAAGUAUAUAUGCUUAUUAAUAAACAACCUUUUCUAUUGCGUCAAA